AAAAUAACAGAGUUAGUAAAGCAAAUGGCCAAAAGACAUGGGUAACGAGGCAGAGCUCCAGUUCUCUCACACUUUAUCCCCAUAAUCAUUCAGCUUCAACUUUCCCAAAACUUCCUUUUAGGGUUUCUUGUUUUUUUCUUCUUCUUUUUGCCACUCAAUACCAGAAUCCCAUCCAGCUAAAUUCUACAUAGACCUCGUUACUAAUUGUUUUGAGCUCUGAAUUUGCUUUCACUAAUGGCAAGUGAUCUCGGUAUUUAUCUGGGUUUGCACUUCCCAGCUUACUGAGUUCACUACCUCCAGAUUCUAGCUGUUGAUCACCCUUUGGGGUUGUGUAACAAGUCUCCAUGUUGCCUGACGGCUAGUGGGCGUUAUGGAUUGUGGAAGAACUACUACUUGGCUCAAGGGCUCUUGGUUUCAUUACUUAGUACGAUUUACUAUCUGGAUGUAUAGUUUUGAGAAUGUGCUGCCUCUGCCGAUUCAAUCUGAUCCCAGUCAAUUUCCGUCAGCGUUUAUGCUAACUAGUUCACCAGGAAGUAGGAGUUUUGAACCCAUUCAAAUAUCACCGGCUGUUAUUCCACGUACUCCAAUUCCAAGUGCCGACUUGCCUCCAAUGUACCCCACCUAUCCUAGUACCUAUGAGCCCAUUUUGACUGGACGAUGCCCUGUAAACUUUUCUGUCAUUUCAAGUGUCAUGGAAAAAACGGCAUCUGACUGCACCCAGCCGUUUGCAGGAGUAGUUGCAAAUGUUAUAUGUUGCCCACAACUUAGUAGCUUGCUCCACAUAUUCAAGGGGUUCUAUAGUACCGAUUCUGAUAAUUUAGUUUUACAAAAUGCAGCUGCAGAUGAUUGCUUUAAAGAUAUUGUCAGUAUAUUAGCCAGCAGAGGUGCAAACAGCUCAAUAUCAACUAUAUGCUCCAUUAGAUCUUCAAAUCUGACUGGCGGCUCAUGUCCUGUGAAGGAUGUAGCCACUUUUGAGAGAACAGUGAACACAAGCAAAUUAUUGGAUGCUUGCAGUACAAUUGAUCCUCUUAAAGAAUGUUGUCGACCAAUUUGCAAUCCUGUUGUUAUGGAAGCUGCACUUAAUUUGUCAGGAGUCCGAUCAUAUAUGAACGAUAAUAUGAAUGCAGUUGGGCUGUCUAAUCCCUUUGAUUUGGUUAAUGAUUGCAAAGGGGUGGUCUUUUCAUGGAUUUCAAGGAAACUUUCUCGUGAUUCCGCAAACAGUGCAUUCCGGAUAUUGUCUGCCUGCAAAGUUAAUAAAGCUUGUCCAUUGGAGUUAAGACAACCAUCAGAAGUAAUUGCCGAAUGCCUCAAUGUUGCUGCCCCAAGUCCUUCAUGUUGUAGAUCCCUAAAUAGUUACAUAACCGGUAUACAGAAGCAAAUGCUAAUAACAAAUCGGCAAGCAAUAUUAUGCGCGACCAUGUUAGGCCACAUGUUGAGGAAGGGUGGUGUGAUGGCAAAUGUAUAUGAGCUUUGUGAUGUGGACAUAAAAGAUUUUAGUCUACAAGGAUGUUUACUCCCUAGCCUCCCUGCGGAUAUGGUUUAUGAUAAUUCAUCAGGCUUCAGCUUUCACUGUGAUUUGACGGACAAUAUUGAAGCUCCAUGGCCAUUAUCAUCCUCCAUGACAUCAAUGUCUCUUUGUGCUCCUGAGAUGUCCUUGCCUGCACUACCUACAUCACGGAAUCUGGGCAACCCUGGUGCGUACUCUAUCAAGCAUUAUUAA
This is a messenger RNA of Striga asiatica, 1720 nucleotides long. The record is from the annotation of a GenBank genome assembly. NCBI's taxonomy places the organism in Eukaryota, Viridiplantae, Streptophyta, Magnoliopsida, Lamiales, Orobanchaceae.